This is a messenger RNA of Nematolebias whitei (Rio pearlfish), 764 nucleotides long. RefSeq names its product C-type natriuretic peptide 2 (gene nppcl2). Bases 1 to 675 code for a protein of 224 amino acids. The transcript has 5 exons. Gene Ontology annotation, molecular function: hormone receptor binding; hormone activity. The record is from RefSeq and is a predicted model, not a curated record. Gene Ontology annotation, cellular component: extracellular region. Gene Ontology annotation, biological process: receptor guanylyl cyclase signaling pathway; cGMP biosynthetic process. Lineage: Eukaryota; Metazoa; Chordata; Actinopteri; Cyprinodontiformes; Rivulidae.
AUGAUCUCCGUGGUGACGGUUUACCAUGAGGAACCCCUGAGCAGACCGUCAGCAUACCUUCCAGGAGUCCUGGAAGAUCCUCAAGGACCACAGAGAACUGUGCUGGCACCGUUCCUCUUCACCCUCUACACUGCAGACUUCUCCAUCAACUCCCUCACUGCCAUCUGCAACAGUUCUCUGACUCUGCCACAGCACAGGUCCACCUCACUGACCCCGGUGAACAUCCAGGGUGUGGACAUAGAGAUCGUGGACUCUUAUCAGUACCUGGCAAAGAUGGCCGCCUCCUGUUCUUUUGUUCCUCUGGUCCUUCUCCUCUGCCUCUCCGUUGCCGUGGAGAUGAGAUCUUCAUCUUACAGAGACAACAAGCAGGUUCUACAAUCUCUCUUCGGCUCUCGCCUCGCUGCUCUCAUCAUGGCCCCGCCCACUCCCGAUGACAUCACAGAGGCCUCUGCAGUUGAGCCGACGGCCACGCCUCCUUCUGAACGAUGGACCCUGAGGCAGAACGACUCCAGCGGAUUGGUCGACAGGCAGGGGGCGGUGCCUCAACUCCUACUGGACUUUCUGCAGCGGCAGACCAAGACUGGGAGGCGGAGCAGGAAGUCCAUGUUCGGGGGGAGAGGAUGCUUCGGGAUGAAGCUGGACCGGAUCGGGUCCAUUAGCGGCCUAGGCUGUUAAAGGUGUGGUUACUAUUCGCCGUGUCCCAGAUACCGCCAUCUUUGUUUAGCUCAAAGCAUUGUGGUCCUGUUUGGGGACACCCUGGACCG